Molecule: messenger RNA, 778 nt
Organism: Galendromus occidentalis (western predatory mite)
Lineage: Eukaryota; Metazoa; Arthropoda; Arachnida; Mesostigmata; Phytoseiidae
Exons: 3
Coding region: 1-690 (229 amino acids)
Source: RefSeq, a predicted model, not a curated record
AUGUCAUCGGUAAUACCGUACAUUUUCGACAGAGGAUCUGUUCGAGUCAUGUCGCUGUUGGUACCCCUGGGUUUGCUACAGCUGCAGGUCUUGCAUCCCCACUACGCUACCACGACGCCCGCAAGUCACUUCGUGGCUCAACCGCACUACGUGUACCACCACAGUCCGAGCGUUUAUGGCGAGCACGACUUGGGCCCGGGACACGAUAUAGCGGCUCUCCAAAUCGAGGAGGGCAGAUAUACUUCACCGAGGGUCUUCUUCGAUGACGAUUCCCUAGAUGCGAGCCGCGAGAUCCGGCUCGAAGAACAGUUGCGCGAGGAGCGCCUUCGUCAACUACAAGCGCCUCUCGGGCCACCGCUUCGUGAAGUGCGACGGUACGAGAAGAGCGUCGAAGGCGACUUGGAUUUCUCAGAAGACAAAAAAUUCAAACACCGCAGAAAACGGCGAGCAAUCGAUUUUGGAGAUGCCGAGUUACGACGUAAGUCCCUUGAUAGUAAUGUCUCGUUCCCAUGCCUCAAACGCCUCCUGCCGAACACAAUCGAUCCAUCUAUGGUAGGUAAUUGCUUGCCGCCGAUUAUUCUGGGCCCCGUAGAGAAAAUCAUGCGGCUGCCCCUCGCGUCGGAAAGCAUUGAGCUCGGUGCUGACUUUGGAGCGGCGGUGCCGGUGUUGGCACGGAAGAUUCUAAAAUGAAACAUACGCUCAUUGAUUCGAACGUCCAACGCGUCUGUUGCGUCAAAUGAGCACCGUUACCCAGCGCGCAAGAGCGUGCCAGCUUGAC